AUGGCGGGCCCUACAACAACCACGGCCUCAUUCCCCGAUCUCCUCGAUGUAAUCGUCGUCGGUGCCGGGCCCUGCGGCCUGGCCGUCGCAGCGCGCUUGAACGAAGAGACCCCCUCCGCCAUGUUCACGGACGAAGAGCAUCAACGAUACCACUGGAUCAACAAACACCGCGGCCGAAUGGCCCUUGUGCGCUCACACCAUCGGAAGAUGAAGGGAGUCAAGGCCGAGAAAUGGCAGGGUUUCGAUUCCCGGCGCGCGAGUCAAUCCCAUCAUCCCUCUGCCUCGUCAUUAUCGUCCUCGCCCCCGCCGUUGUCGUCUUCGCCGACAUCGUCCGUAUCUGACAUCGACUUCGAAGAUGAGAGUCAGCACAAGGAAGGCGCCUUGUCGAUGAUGGUGCUGGAUAGCACGGGUGAUAGAUGGAUGGAGAGAUGGAACCGGGCGUUCAAGACCCUGGAGAUCGAGCAGCUCCGGAGUCCCAUGUUCUUUCAUGUCGAUCCGAGUGAUCGGGACGGUAUGUUGGCGUAUGCGCAGGAGACGGGCCGGGAGAGAGAUCUCUGGGAGAUUUCCGGUUGCGUGGGGAAAGAGUUGAGCAAGCAUAAGAAAAAAAAGAAGUUACAGACGAAGUCCCAGGUUAUCGGAGAAGCGGAGAUCGAUGAACGAGAUCGAAAAGACUACUUCUCUCCGUCAACGGGCCUCUUUUCCGAUUACUGUUCUAGCAUCGCAUCGCGGUACGGACUCGACAAUCCCGGCAGGAUCUCGCAGUGCGAGGUGGAGGAUCUCCAAUACGACGUCCACCCGGAGUUGUCGCCAUCUGACAAAAUAUUCACGGUGACUACGACCGACGGAACGAAGCUCUAUAGUAAAGCAGUAGUACUGGCCAUCGGACCCGGUCGAACGAAAAUCUUUCCGUUCAAAUUGACGAAAGAAGAGGAGCACGGGGCCUGCCACAGCGCGGAAAUCCGGACCUUCCCCAGUCCCAACGUCAGGCAGAAGAUCCAGCAACGGCAGCAGACUAACCUGGUCGUCGUGGGCGGAGGCCUUUCCUCCGCGCAGAUAGUGGAUAUGGCCCUUCGCAAGGGGGUCAGCAAAGUGUGGUUGCUCAUGCGAUCAGAUUUCAAAGUCAAACAUUUCGACAUCAGCCUGUCCUGGAUGGGCAAGUUCCGCAACUACGAAAAGGCCGCGUUCUGGUCGGCCGACACGGACGAGGAGCGGCUGGAGAUGAUCCAGGCGGCGCGCAACGGAGGCAGCAUCACGCCGCGGUACACGAAGAUCCUGAAGCAGCAUGCAGCGCGCCACCGGGUCUACAUCCAUCCACGCACGGUGAUCAGCGGCCGAGAGUUCUGCACCGCCUCGCAAACCUGGCGUCUCACCACCGAUCCACCCAUUCCGGACCUCCCUCGCAUCGACUACAUCUACUUCGCGACGGGCAUGCGGGCGGACGUCACGGAGCUUCCGCUGCUGCAACGCAUGAACCGCGAGUACCCGAUCGAGAGCAAACAGGGAUUCCCAUGUAUCACGGAGGACCUGAUGUGGAAGACCGACGUUCCGCUGUUCUUGACGGGACGCCUUGCUGCGCUCCGUUUGGGACCAGGUGCCCCCAACCUGGAGGGAGCGAGGCUGGGAGCCGAGAGAAUAGCAUGGGGGAUGGAGGAGGUGCUGGGACGGAAGGAAUCCGAAGAGAACAACGAGGCCGAGCGGUCGAAGGAAUGUUUCUGUGGCUUGGGGAACCGAUACGCUGAGUUGGGCGAAGUGAGUUGGUAG
Messenger RNA from Aspergillus affinis, 1761 nucleotides. RefSeq names its product FAD binding domain protein. The transcript has 3 exons. The record is from RefSeq and is a predicted model, not a curated record. NCBI's taxonomy places the organism in Eukaryota, Fungi, Ascomycota, Eurotiomycetes, Eurotiales, Aspergillaceae. Bases 1 to 1761 code for a protein of 586 amino acids.